AUGAAGCUCUCUACUACCUUCAUUCUCUCCUUAGCUUUCGCUUUCUUGCUUGGCAAUUGUAAAGCUGGUGGAACUCCGAUCCCGUCCGCCACUCCUGCCGGCGGUGGCGACGUCGGCAGCAUCAUCAGCUCCGCCCUUUUCGACCGCACGCUUAAAUAUCGCAACGAUCCGCGGUGUAAGAGUAAUGGGUUCUACACGUACAAUGCUUUUAUCACGGCUGCACGAUCUUUUCCGGGCUUUGGCACAAGUGGUGAUGUUAAUAUACGUAAAAGGGAGAUUGCAGCUUUCUUGGCUCAAACAUCUCACGAGACAACCGGAGGAUGGGCAAGUGCACCAGAUGGCGCGUAUGCAUGGGGUUAUUGCUUUGUUACGGAAAACAACAAGCUAGCCUAUUGUACGCCAUCCAGCCAGUGGCCGUGCGCUCCCGGCAAACAAUAUUAUGGUCGGGGACCGAUUCAACUCACUCACAACUACAACUAUGGGCAAGCGGGUAAAGCCAUUGGAGUUGAUCUACUAAAGAAUCCAGAUCUGGUAGCCACAGACCCAGUAAUAUCAUUCAAGACAGCCAUAUGGUUUUGGAUGACCCCACAGGGAAACAAGCCGUCCAGCCACGAUGUCAUCAUCGGAAAAUGGACACCGUCCGCUGCGGACAGGUUAGCCGGUCGAGUUCCAGGCUAUGGUGUGAUCACCAACAUAAUCAACGGUGGGCUGGAAUGUGGGCAUGGUGCUGAUAAUAGAGUGGCUGAUAGGAUUGGAUUUUACAAAAGGUACUGCGACAUACUGGGAGUAAGCUAUGGGGACAACCUAGACUGCUAUAAUCAGAAGGCUUUUGCCUAGGCUAACUAGCUGCUAUGGUUCAAGGCAAAUAAAGGUUCAAACACGUAUAAUAAUGGAGACAAUAAACUCUAUAUGUAAUUGGAGAGAUUUUCUUGUCCAAUGAGAAGGUUUCUACGUUACAGCCAAAUAAAUAAAGAAGAAAUUAAUAAGUUUGAAUAAUAUUGGAGGUGCAUCCCUCAUAUCUCUUGUA
Messenger RNA from Corylus avellana, 1027 nucleotides. Its product is annotated as basic endochitinase C. Gene Ontology annotation, biological process: carbohydrate metabolic process; chitin catabolic process; defense response to fungus. Lineage: Eukaryota; Viridiplantae; Streptophyta; Magnoliopsida; Fagales; Betulaceae. Gene Ontology annotation, molecular function: chitinase activity. The record is from RefSeq and is a predicted model, not a curated record.